Messenger RNA from Salvia hispanica, 1949 nucleotides. Its product is annotated as L-ascorbate oxidase homolog. The record is from RefSeq and is a predicted model, not a curated record. NCBI's taxonomy places the organism in Eukaryota, Viridiplantae, Streptophyta, Magnoliopsida, Lamiales, Lamiaceae. Gene Ontology annotation, molecular function: copper ion binding; oxidoreductase activity.
CACACAAAUGGGAUAAUACCCCACCACCAUUCCAACCUCUCUUGCUAGAAGAAGUUUCACCUUCUUCUAGGUAAACCCAACGCUAGCUUACCCAUUUACAUAUAUCCCAGAUAUAUACAUUCAUGUAAGCUAGUCGUAAAAAAACAAAAAAAAAAAAAAAAAAAAAGUAGGGGUUGAAUGAGGGUGCAAAAUAAAGGCAUAACAAUGUUGUCCAAGAAGAUAAUUUCUUUGGCACUAGUUAUGUGUUUGUGGGCAGGGACAUUGGCCGAGGACCCUUACAUCUUUUUGGAAUGGAAAGUCGAGUAUGGGAACAUCUCCCCUCUCGGCGUCCCCCAACAAGGCAUCCUUAUAAACGGCCAAUUUCCCGGCCCCAUGAUCAACUGCACCUCCAAUAACAACAUCGUCGUCAACGUCUUCAACCACCUUGACGAGCCCUUCCUCCUCACCUGGUCCGGCGUCCAACAGAGGAAGAACUCGUGGCAGGACGGCACCCUCGGCACCAUGUGCCCCAUCAUGCCCGGCCGCAACUACACCUACAAGUUCCAGGUCAAGGACCAGAUCGGCUCCUACUUUUACUACCCCACCACAGCCCUCCACAAGGCCGCUGGCGGCAUGGGCAUGCUGAGGAUACAGAGCCGCGACCUCAUCCCCGUCCCUUUCGACACCCCUGCUGAGGAGUUCGACGUCCUCCUCGGGGACUGGUACAACAAAAACCACAAGGCUCUUAAGGCCACAUUGGAUAGCGGGAGAAGCAUCGGCCUGCCUGAUGGCAUCCAGAUUAAUGGAAACUCGGGUAAGGUUAGCGAUGAUAACGCGAAACGCAUGUUCACGAUGGAGGCCGGUAAAACCUACAGAUACAGAGUGUGCAAUGUUGGAUUGAGGACCUCUGUUAACUUCAGAUUCCAGGGGCACUCAAUGAAGCUUGUGGAAGUAGAAGGCUCACAUACGGUUCAAAACGCGUACGAUUCGCUCGACCUUCAUGUCGGCCAGUGCUUGUCUGUCCUGGUCACUGCUGACCAGGAGCCCAAAGACUACUACUUGGUUGCCUCAAGCAGAUUCUCCAAGAAAAAACUUCAAGCUGUCGUAACUAUCGGUUACGCCAACGGGAAGGCCCCGGCCUCACCAGAGCUCCCACUGCCUCCUCCAGACAACACGGCCGGUGUUGCUUGGUCGAUCAACCAGUUCCGCUCAUUCAGGUGGAACUUGACCGCCAGCGCAGCACGGCCCAACCCUCAGGGCUCGUACCACUACGGAAAGAUCAACAUCACCCGCACGCUGAAGCUGGCUAACUCGCGGUACCAGGUGGGCGGGAAGCUGAGGUUUGGCAUCAACGGGGUAUCGCACGUGGAAGGGCAGACGCCUCUGAAGCUGGCCGAGUACUUCGGACUGGCAGAGAAGGUGUUCCAGUACAAUCUGGUCAAGGAUGAAGUGCCAACAGACAAGACGAAGGUGACCGAGGCUCCCAGUGUUGUGAACGCGACAUUCAGGAACUUUGUGGAGAUCAUCUUCGAGAACGAGGAGAACAGCAUCCAGACAUGGCAUUUGGACGGACACUCGUUUUUCGGAGUGGCUGUGGAGGCCGGGAAGUGGACGCCGGAGAAGAGGAAGAAUUACAAUCUGUUGGACGCGGUGAGCAGGCACACGGUGCAGGUGUACCCGAAGUCGUGGGCGGCGGUGAUGACAACACUGGACAAUGCAGGUAUGUGGAGUUUAAGGUCGAUGAUGCAAGAGAGGGCUUAUUUGGGGCAACAGCUCUACUUCAGUGUUCUAUCUCCUGAACGCUCAUUGAGGGAUGAGUACAACCUUCCUGAAACACAACAAGUGUGUGGAAUCGUCCAAAAUCUGCCUAAGCCUGCUCCAUAUGUUUGAAACACCUUUAAUUGUUGGUGUGGUUGAUCAUGGAAUCACAAACUUUGGUCUUAAUUUAAUGCCUAAUCAUCAUUUUCUUA